AUGAGCACCGGCUCAGGCUCCUGGACAAUCCCCAUGGCAGUGGAACAGCCUCUAUUCUGGAACGGGGUGUUUGGGAGCCAAAUGGGCAGGCCCCACGUAUGUGCUGAGCGGGAGCUGAUCCUGGUGGGCCGCCACCAACCCUGUGUGCAGGCCUUCAGCCGCACUGUGCCCGUGUGGACACCAGGCUGUGGGCCUCAGAGAUGGUGUGUCAGCCAUGUGAGGAGAACCUUCUACUACACGGCCUACAGGCAGGUAUAUGCCACGGAGGCCCGGACACUGCUCAGAUGCUGCCCUGGGUGGACCCAGCGGCCUGGUGACAAAGGCUGCCUCUCCUCUGUCUGUAGCUCCGGAGUCUGUUUCAACGGCGGCCACUGCCAGCCAGGCGCCACCCAGCCGUGCCUCUGUCCCCAAGGCUUCCAUGGUCCCCGUUGUCAGUACGAUGUGGACGAGUGCCAGGUUCACAAUGGUGGCUGCCAGCACAGGUGUGUGAACACCCCAGGCUCCUACCUCUGUGAGUGCAGGCCCGGUUUCCGGCUCCACACCGACGGCAGGACCUGCCUGGUCGUCAAUUCCUGCACCCUUGGCAAUGGUGGCUGCCAGCAAGACUGUGUCCAGCUCACGACGACGCGGCACCGCUGCCAAUGCCGACUUGAGUACCAACUUCAGGAAGAUGGCAAGCGCUGUGUCCGGAGAAGCCCAUGUGCUGACCGAAAUGGUGGCUGCAUGCACACGUGCCAGGCCCGCCGAGGCUUUGCCCACUGCCAGUGCCACGCUGGCUACCGGCUGGCCGAGGACCGCAAGGCCUGUGAAGACCUGGACGAGUGUGCUAGCGGGCAGGCCCAGUGUGCCCACGGCUGUCUCAACACCCGAGGCUCCUUCAAGUGCGUGUGCCAUGCAGGCUAUGAGUUGGGUGCCGAUGGUCGUCAGUGCUACCGAAUCGAGAUGGAGAUUGUCAACAGUUGUGAGAACGACAAUGGUGGCUGCUCCCAUGGCUGCAGCCACAGCAGUGGGGGCCCCCUGUGCACCUGCCCCAGCGGCUAUGAAUUGGACACAGACCAGAGGACAUGCAUCGACGUGGACGACUGUGUGGAGUCUCCGUGCUGCCAGCAAGUAUGCACCAACACGCCUGGCGGUUACCAGUGUAGUUGCUAUGCGGGCUACCGACUUAGCACAGACGGCUGCAGCUGUGAGGAUGUGGAUGAGUGUGCCUCUAGCCGUGGGGGGUGUGAGCACUACUGUGCCAACCUUGCUGGCUCAUUCCGGUGUUCCUGCUCGGCGGGCUUCCGGCUGCUGGAAGACCGCAGGGGUUGUACCCCGCUGGAGGAGCCGGUCGUGGACCUGGAUGGACAGCCGUCCAUCGUGCGCCCUUUGCCCCACAUUGCGGUGCUUCGGGAUCAGCUGACCCAGCUCUUUGAGGAUGAGGAGGACGGCUUGGCUGACGAGGAGGAGGUGGAGGCACGGGGCGAACAUACAUUGACGGAGAAGUUUAUCUGCCUGGACAACUCCUUUGGCCACGACUGCAGCCUGACCUGUGAAGACUGUAGCAAUGGGGGGACCUGCCUGCCGGGCCUGGAUGGCUGCGACUGCCCCGAGGGCUGGACUGGCCUCAUCUGCAACCAGACAUGUCCCCCAGACACCUUUGGGAAGAACUGCAGCUCCUCCUGCAGCUGUCAGAAUGGUGGGACCUGCGACCCCAUGACAGGGGCCUGUCGCUGCCCCCCAGGUGUUAGUGGAGUCCACUGUGAGGACGGCUGCCCCAAGGGCUUCUACGGCAAACAGUGUCGGAAGAAGUGCCACUGUGCCAACCGAGGCCGGUGUCACCGAGUCUACGGGGCCUGCCUCUGUGACCCGGGGCUCUAUGGCCGCUUCUGCCACCUGGCCUGCCCUCCGUGGGCCUUUGGACCUGGCUGCUCAGAAGAGUGUCGCUGUGAACAACGGAACACGCGGACAUGCGACCGGAAAGACGGCAGCUGUACCUGCAAGGCAGGCUUCUGGGGGGAUCGGUGUCAGCAUGAGUGCCAGUCAGGGUUCUUUGGGUCGGGGUGCCGGCAGGUAUGUACCUGCCCUCCAGGUGUGACCUGCAACCCUGAGAGUGGUGAGUGUCAGAAGCAGUGUCCCGCUGGCUACCAGGGCAAAGACUGUGACCAAGAGUGUCUAGGGGGGACGUUCGGGAAGAACUGCUCCAACCACUGUUCCUGUGGGGGAGCCCCCUGCGACCGGGUCACGGGGCAGUGUCUCUGCCCGCCGGGGAGGACCGGGGAUGACUGUGGGGCAGAGUGUCCCGAGGGCCACUGGGGACUCGGCUGCCAGGAGCUCUGCCCAGAGUGUGACCAUGGUGCUGGCUGUGACCCUGAGACUGGAGCCUGCUUGUGCCCACCCGGCUAUGUGGGCAGUCGAUGCCAGGAUGUGUGCCCAGCAGGCUGGUUUGGGUCUGGCUGCCAGGCCAGAUGUACCUGUGCCAACACAGGACACUGUCACCCAGCGAGUGGGCAGUGCAGCUGUGCCCCCGGGUGGAUGGGCCUGGACUGUCGCAGAGCCUGUGAUGGGGGCCACUGGGGACCCGACUGCAGGUACCCCUGCAACUGCAGUGCCGGCCAAGGGAGCUGUGAGGCCACCAGUGGUCACUGCCUGUGUGAGGCUGGGUUCACGGGCCCACACUGCGAGCACCGGUGUCCCCAGGGCCACUUUGGGCCGGGCUGUGGGCAACGGUGCCGGUGUGAGCACGGUGCGGCUUGUGACCAUGUCAGUGGGGCCUGCACUUGCGCGGCCGGCUGGAGGGGCACUUCCUGUGAGCGCGCUUGCCCAGCCGGCUUCUUUGGUGUGGACUGCCUUGGGGUCUGCGACUGCGCUGGUGGAGCCCCCUGCGACGCUGUGAGCGGAGCUUGUGUCUGCCCUGCCGGCCGGCGUGGCCUUCGCUGUGACCAGGCCUGUCCCGCCCACACCUAUGGGCUCAACUGCAGCCAGGCCUGUGCCUGUGCCCAUGGGGCGACUUGUGAUCCUGUGCUCGGGAGGUGCCGUUGUACCCCGGGCUGGACGGGGUCCUCCUGCCUGCAGGCCUGCCCCGAGGGCCUGUACGGUGAGAGCUGUCAGUAUCCCUGCACCUGCCAGAAUGGAGCUACCUGUGACCCCGUCACGGGCCACUGUACCUGUCCCGAGGGCUGGACCGGCUCAGCCUGUGAGCAGGAGUGUCUCCCUGGGAACUUUGGGGCCGGCUGUCAGCACCGCUGUGACUGCCUCAAUGGGGGGUUCUGUGAUCCCCGCACGGGUGCCUGCCUCUGCCCAGCCGGCUGGGGCGGUGACAGGUGCCAGAACCCCUGCCCUCCUGGCUGGUUUGGAGAAGCUUGUGGCCAGCACUGCCAAUGCCCUCCGGGCACUGCCUGCCACCAUGUCACCGGGGAGUGUGGCUGUCCCCCUGGCUUCACCGGGCCCAGCUGUGAGCAGGCCUGCCCACCCGGCACCUUUGGAAAAGACUGUGCCCAGAUUUGCCAGUGUCCCAGUGAGAACCAGUCGUGCCACCCUGUCACAGGGGCCUGCGUGUGCGCCUCGGGUUACUACGGCCACGGCUGCCAGCAACGCUGCCCGGCUGGACGGUUCGGGCCGGGCUGUUUGCAGCAAUGUACCUGUGUCAACGGUGGCUCCUGUGACGUGACCACUGGUGCCUGCCUGUGUCCGGCUGGGUUCCUGGGGGCUGACUGUGGCCUCACCUGCCCACAGGGCCAUUUUGGCCCCGGCUGUGUCCACGUGUGUGAGUGUGGGGAGGGAGCAGCCUGUGACCCUGUGACAGGUGCCUGCACCUGCCCCCCUGGGAGAACUGGCACCCAAUGUGAGCUCGGUUGCCCCAAGAACCAGUUUGGCAUGGGCUGUAGGAGCAUGUGCCCCUGUAGAAAUGGGGGGAUGUGCCAUGCCACCAAUGGCAGCUGUGUCUGCGGCUUGGGCUGGACAGGGCUGCACUGUGAGCAGGCCUGCCCAUCCGGACGCUACGGGGUUGCCUGUCGCCUAGAGUGCAUCUGCCAAAACGGUGCAGCUUGUGAGCCCACUACAGGGGCCUGCCACUGUGGCCCUGGCUUCUACGGCCCUGCCUGCGAGCACUCCUGUCCCCCCGGCUUCCAUGGGGCUGGCUGCCAGGGGACAUGCCAGUGUCAGAAUGAAGCCCCCUGCCACCCUGUCACCGGACAGUGCCUCUGCCCCGCCGGCUUCCAGGGCCAGUUCUGCCAGCAGGGCUGUGAGCCAGGUUCGUUCGGGGAGGGCUGCCAGCAGCAAUGUGCCUGUGCGGGAGGAGCAUCCUGUCACCCUGUUACUGGCUUGUGCCGCUGUCCGCCAGGACGCAUGGGGGCCACCUGUGACCUUGAGUGCAGAGGGGGGCGCUUUGGGCCCGGCUGUGCCCUGCACUGUGACUGCAAGGGCGGGGCCGACUGCGACCCGGUCAGUGGGCAGUGUUUUUGCUUGGAUGGCUACACGGGGCCCAAGUGUCGAGAAGGUGGGCCCCCUCAGCUCCUGGAGAACCUGUUACCAGCCCUGGACUCAGGUAAGGGCUCGAGGAAUGCCCAGGUCACUAGUGCCUGCUCCGAGGAUGGCCGCCCCUCCUGGGUCCAGAAAGUGGACAGGCCUCCAGCGUUACCAGGCACUCAGCAGACUGGUGCUGAGGAAGCCCCGCCUCUCUCUGCCUGGCUGACCAAAGGUCUGGAUGGAGGGCAGGUGUGCCGGCAGGUGUGGCACUGCCCUAACAGCAGGAUCAGCUGGUGCUAG
Messenger RNA from Chrysochloris asiatica (Cape golden mole), 4746 nucleotides. It is a transcript of the gene MEGF6, whose product is annotated as multiple EGF-like-domains 6. Bases 1 to 4746 code for a protein of 1581 amino acids. Gene Ontology annotation, molecular function: calcium ion binding; protein binding. The record is from RefSeq and is a predicted model, not a curated record. NCBI's taxonomy places the organism in Eukaryota, Metazoa, Chordata, Mammalia, Afrosoricida, Chrysochloridae. The transcript has 37 exons.